AUGGCUUCCUCCGACUAUGUCCUCUACCAAUACACACCUAGCUUGGUGGCCGCAGUGGUAUUUGCUGUCUUGUUCUUCUUGACCACUGCAUUCCACUUGUGGCAGCGAAUUCGCAACCACACCAAGUACUUUAACCCGUUUGUGGUUGGAGGUAUCUUCCAAAUCAUUGGAUACAUCGCUCGUGCUGCCUCUCACUUCCACACAACAUCAACCAUCCUUUAUGCCCUUCAGACCCUCCUGGUGCUACUCGCCCCCACUCUUUAUGCCGCCUCGAUCUACAUGGUUCUCGGCAGAGCGAUCACAUUUUUGCGGGGUCAGCACCUGAGCUAUGUGCCAGUCAAAUACAUGACUAAGAUCUUUGUUUUGGGUGAUGUUCUCUCUUUCAUCCUCCAAGGUGCUGGAGGCGGUGUCAUGAGCAGUGGAUCCGGAAAUAUGCUCACAGUGGGCCAAUGGAUCAUCGUUGCGGGUCUUGGUGUUCAGCUUGUCUUCUUCGGGGCCUUCCUCGUCACCUCCAUCUGCUUCCACUGCCGCAUUACUCUAUCCCCCACCCAGGAGGCCAAGGAUUCGACCGAUAUCUCCGCAUUCUUCCCCCCUGUUUUGAUCUUGAUCCGAUCCAUUUACCGUAUCAUUGAGUUUGCGCAAGGCAACAGCGGCUAUGUUAUUAGCCACGAGGUGUUCUUGUACGUUUUUGAUGCUUCGAUGAUGUUCCUGGUCAUGAUCGUUAUGAACCUUUUCCACCCCUCUGUGGUUCUGCGUUCCAGCGAGGCUCCGGUUUCCGCUGAACUCAAAAUGGUCGAGUCUGAGGAGACGAUUGUGUAA
Penicillium verhagenii is the source of this 819-nucleotide messenger RNA. RefSeq names its product RTA1 domain-containing protein. Bases 1 to 819 code for a protein of 272 amino acids. Lineage: Eukaryota; Fungi; Ascomycota; Eurotiomycetes; Eurotiales; Aspergillaceae. Gene Ontology annotation, cellular component: membrane. The transcript has 3 exons. The record is from RefSeq and is a predicted model, not a curated record.